Molecule: messenger RNA, 2903 nt
Organism: Moneuplotes crassus
Lineage: Eukaryota; Ciliophora; Spirotrichea; Euplotida; Euplotidae
Source: the annotation of a GenBank genome assembly
AUGCUCCCUUUGAUCACUCAGAAUGAAGAUAUUAAGAAGAUGCAGACACCGGUUUCACGGAAUAAUCGGAUUGAAAGGAUAGCUGAAAAGGAGGCGUCUAUGAGCAAAUCAGAUGCAGAAUCGCUAGCACCCUCUCUUACCAGCAUUAUAGUUCCAAAAUCAAAAUUUCUAGCUAGAAGUCAGAAGAAUGAUAUUAAAAUUCAUCUCAGCUGCAGUGAAUCUAUGCGUCAGACUCAUUAUAAUAAGCUCGUCUCUGCUGUGACCAAGUUUGAUACUCAGAGGAUUAGGAAAGCUAUAAAGGAAGGCAAGAUCAGGAACCUUAUCCGAACCGAGAAAGAUAAUCCCUCACUCCUUGGGAAUAUAAAUCAAACUAAUUUGGAGAAGAAAAAUGAAAAGAAAAGACAUAUCGAUAGCCCAGACGAUUCUAAAAUACUCAAGGCGAGGACGAAGAACAAGGAGAUCGUCUCAAGGACUGCUUUGGGAGAGACUAAAUUCACCCCAAAAUUCGUUAAGCCAGUUACUAAUUUAAGAAUUCCUACUAGAUCUGUGGAACGUCGAGGCAAAGAUCCUCUUACUCCGUUUGAAAUGAGGCUGAUCAAGGAGAAGAUCUCUGUCUCCUCUGUUGGUAAUAAAAAGAGAUCAAUGCCUCAUAACAACAUAGGAAGUACUUUUGACCACACGCAAUUUAAAGAAAUGCGAAUAGGGGACAAAAAUUUAUCACCAAGACUUGAAGAAUUCUUGAUGAAUAAGAAAACUCAAAUUUCCCAGAUAAUGACAGAUUCAGAGCAGAAAAAGAGCGAGAUAUCUGAAUAUCCUGAGCGAAAAUUUGCCAGGCUGAAGGAACCAUCCUUUGAGAACAUCCACUCUUCCAAGAGACUGGAUGCUCUGACAGGAUAUGCAACUGAAAGUAGUCAAGAUAGAGCUCAGACGUUCCAGACUCCUCUUCUGAAGAAAGAUCUCGAAACUUUUCACUUUAAAAUAGAUCUUAACAUUGAUAGUGUUAAGUUUAAAUAAAGAGCUUCAUAUUGUAGAAGAGAUGAAUACUUUGGAUGAGGCUAAGACACUACGUGAAUCUCGGAACAAAAAGUUCUUGUCCAAAGUCCAUGAAGAGAAUAAGAGCAUUAUGCGAACGAAUAAGAGAAAAGGUUUUCCAGUCAUGCCGCAAGAUUCCGAAAUCAGUAGUGAUUCCAUUGAGGAGGCACCAGAGUUUGUGCUAGAGAGCUCGAAAUGUUUCUGGAAGAAUAGGCCUAAAAAUAAGAAAGGAUGUGCUGUCACUUCUGAUCAUUGUAAUAAGGCAAUAAUUUGCCCAAAAACAUUCGAUCAGAAGUUCAUGAAUUAUUUAAGAAUUGAUUACCCAAAGGGGUAUUGGAACGAAAGAAAUACUAUCGAGAAGUACCAUGAAAUCCUCGAUGCAGCUGUAGAUCCUCUUGAUGAGACAUAUGACAAGAGACAACUGCUAUUCGACUGUACUAGACUCCUGAGAACAAUCAUUAAGCCUGCGUUCACUGGAAGCUGUAGCCAGGAGAUUAACCUGCUAGACUCAUCAUUUGUGGAUGAUCUUCUUGAGCAGAAAAAUUCGAGAGGCAUUGAUUUCAGCAGGAACUUUUGUAAACAAGAGCUGGACCUGAUUCAAGAGUAUGAACAAGUUAUGAAGCAGAUUCAGUAUAAGAAUAUUCAGAGAGCUUUCUGGAAGCCUCUUAGAGAGGCUUCUGGAAUGAUUCCUCCUUCACUUGAAGGGGCUACAAUGACCUUUCACAAUGAAAAGCUCUAUGUGUAUGGAGGAUUUGGAACAUAUGUGUAUAAUGAAAUCAGGUGAUUCGAUCUUCGCAAGAAAUGCUGGAAUACUAUUACCCCUAAAAAUGACAUCUAUGAUGUUCCUUUUGAGAGAUUUGGACAUUCCAUGAUAAAGUAUAAGGAAUAUUUUCUUGUUUUUGGAGGAGCAGGUAAAUUUAACAAAAGAGCUAAUAUGAGAGUUUCAUAUAAAGAUCUAAACUGAUACGAUAUUUCUAAAGAAAAAUGGGUUCCUAAUUUUGACAAAAAUAGCCCAGCAGCUUCGAAGCCUGACCAAAGAAUGUAUCACGCUAGUGCAAUCUUUGGUCACAUCAUGUUUAUCCAAGGUGGAAUCAAUACCGAAGACAAGAAGUGCUAUGGAGACCUCUACCUCUAUGAUUGUCAUGAUUCAAAAUGGGUUGAGCUCUACAACCCUAGUAUCUUUACUGAGUCUAAAAUUGGUAAAAGAUGUAUGCACACUAUGACAACAGUUAUCUCUAAAGCUUCUAAGAUGAGGUAUACCUCAACUAUUUGGAAAUAAGCAUACGAAAGAGGCAUCAAACUCUCUCAGCUCGAAAUACUGGGGAAUCUACAUGUUUGGAGGUUUUGUUGAGGGAAAAGGCCAAACCAAUGACCUCUUUCUGAUCAAGCCAAAACAUAGGCUUUAUAAAAAGAAUGAAGAUGUUGAGUUGAAUGUUGAAAUUAACUUGUUAAAGCCAGCUGGGAAGCCUCCUGUUCCUCGAAUUCUACACUCAUCAUUAUUUCUAAGUGAGAAAUAUUUGUUAAUCUAUGGAGGCAAGAGUGAUAUUGCGUUCAAUAAAAUAAAGAAUUUGGCACUUAAUGACAUCUGUCUCUACGAUAUUGAGAAUAACAAAUGGGAUACACUAGUGACAUACGGGUUCCAUCCAAUGUCUAGAUGGAGCCAAUGAAUGUGACCCAUCAGUGAUGACACCAUCAUCAUGUUUGGUGGCACAAAUCUUGAAUCCUACUGUCCUUCUACUCUGCACGUUCUGGAUUUCAACAAUGUCCGUUUGACUAAAUUUGUGAAGAAAUUUGAGUCAGGAAAUAAACAUUUGAAGGUGAAAAGGAGACAAGUUUUAAAAGAGAAAUAAAAUCCUAAUGUUUCAAUAUAA